Messenger RNA from Sitodiplosis mosellana (orange wheat blossom midge), 2483 nucleotides. RefSeq lists its product as uncharacterized. Gene Ontology annotation, molecular function: phosphopantetheine binding; catalytic activity. Gene Ontology annotation, cellular component: cytoplasm. The record is from RefSeq and is a predicted model, not a curated record. Gene Ontology annotation, biological process: amino acid activation for nonribosomal peptide biosynthetic process; secondary metabolite biosynthetic process. The transcript has a single exon. The annotation marks the transcript as partial. NCBI's taxonomy places the organism in Eukaryota, Metazoa, Arthropoda, Insecta, Diptera, Cecidomyiidae.
AUGGGGCCGAUGAUUAAUACGCUACCAUUGCGGAUAAAUAUUGAUGAGACGGAAGUCGAAACCGCUGUGCGCCAUACGCACGCUCAGUUGAGUGCAUUGUUGACACACGAACAUGCACCGCUUGUGUUGGCCCAACGCUGUAGUGCAGUUCCAGCUGGUGUGCCGUUAUUCAGUGUUCUGAUGAACUAUCGCCAUAAUCAGUACACAAGGCAGGUUAGUGCAUCAAUUCCUGGGGUUAGAGUUUUAGAUGUUGAGGAGCGAACCAAUUACCCACUAACCUUGUCGAUUGAAGAUGAUGGUUAUACACUAGGACUGACGGCUCAAGUAUCUACUCCAAUUUCAGCAAUUCGAAUCUGCGCCUACAUGCAACAAUCUCUGGAAUCGAUCAAUGACGCAGUAAGGCAAACCCCUCAACAACCAAUUCGAACACUGACAGUGGUACCACCUGAAGAACGCACGUUACUGCUACAUACCUGGAAUGAAACCACGAUUACCUAUUCACCUGUCCGAUAUCUUCAUCAAUUUUUUGAGUCACAGGUGGAACAGAAUGGACAGGCGAUCGCUGUGGAGUGUAACAGAGAGAUCCUUAGCUACGCGGAACUCAACGCACAGUCCAACCAACUAGCACAUUAUCUAAUCGUACGAGGCGUCAAACCAGAUGAUCGCAUCGCACUCUGUAUCAAACGGAGUGUGAAAUUAGUUGUAGCUAUACUUGGCAUUCUAAAAGCCGGCGGCGCCUAUGUACCAUUAGAUCCGGAUUACUCGAGUCAACGGCUAACUAAUAUUUUACAUGAUGCUGGCCCUAUAUUUCUGUUGGCAGAUGCUACUGGCCGAAAAGUACUCGGAGAACAUCAAGUACCUGUUGUUGACUUGGAAAACCCGUUGCCUUCUGAUUUGCCAAUGGAUAAUCCGGAUGCAAUCAAGCUUGGACUCGAUCCAGCCCAUCUGGUCUAUGUCAUUUAUACCUCUGGCUCGACAGGAACACCGAAAGGAGUAACGGUUGAACAUCAGCAAGUUGUACAUCUCUUUGAGGUUACAAAAGGCAAAUUUGGUUUUAGCACAGAAGACAAAUGGUGUUUAUUCCAUUCAUUUUCUUUUGAUGUGUCCGUAUGGGAGAUAUGGGGUGCAUUAUCUCAUGGUAGUCAACUUUCAAUUGUACCAUUCAGUGCCACUCGUUCAAUGGACGAAUUAUAUGACUUGAUCUGUACUAGUGGUAUUACUGUACUAAACCAAAGCCCUUCAACACUGAAAAUGCUUAUGAAUGUGGAAAAGUUCAGUUCACGAUCCGAUAAACUUCGGUAUGUGUUUUUUGGCGGUGAAUCAUUAGACCCAUUAAUUCUAAGGGAUUGGUUUGAGAAAUACGAUAAAGGUCAAACAGUGUUAGCUAAUAUGUAUGGUCCUACCGAGACAGUUAUAAUUGCCACAUGUUGGAUCUGUGAUGGUGAAAACUCAUUGGUACCAAUCGGUCGUCCUCUUCCCAACAAGCAAAUUUAUCUGUUGGAUGCUCAUGGUGAGCCAGUUCCACUAGGAGCCGAGGGAGAAUUGCACAUUGGCGGUGAUGGUGUGGCACGUGACUAUCUGAACCGUCCAGAACUUACCGCGGAACGAUUUUUACCCGAUCCAUUCAGUGAUGAUCCAGCAGCACGCAUGUAUCGUACUGGUGAUCGAGUACGAUAUCUACCAGAUGGUAAUCUGAUAUAUCUAGGACGCAUCGACCAACAAGUGAAAAUUCGCGGAUUUCGGAUUGAGCCUGGUGAAAUCGAAGCCCACCUAGUCGCAAAUCCUCAGGUGCGUGAAGCGGUUGUACAGCCCUACGGAAAUGAAUCAGAUGUUCGUCUUGUAGCUUAUGUGGUGGCCAAUACCGAUACGGAUACAUUAAUAGCACAGGAUUUACGCACGCAUCUGUCAAAACUAUUGCCUGACUAUAUGAUACCAGCGGCCUAUGUAUGUCUACCAUCCUUGCCUCUCACACCCAAUGGCAAGCUAGACCGGCAAGCACUACCAAUUCCGGAUGAAGAAGCGUUUGCUCGCCAGAAAUACGAACCUCCACAGGGCGAAAUGGAAGAAAAAUUGGCCGAUAUCUGGCGUCAAUUGCUGAGCAUUGAACAUAUUAGUCGACAUGAUAAUUUCUUUGCGCUAGGAGGCCAUUCUUUGUUAGUCGUACGGCUUCUAGAGGAGUUGAGAAAGAUCGGACUUAAUGCCACCGUUCGGAAAGUGUUUGAUUCUCCCACAUUGGCCAUGUUAGCUGCAACACUCAGUCACUAUAAAUCUGUGAAUAUUCCGCCCAACCUAAUUACAACAGACAGCACGGAGAUUACCCCAGGAAUGUUACCACUCAUCAAUCUUUCUCAGUCGGAGAUUGAUACAAUUGUUGCACAGGUACCAGGCGGAUUAGCUAACAUUCAAGAUAUUUAUGGAUUGGCUCCUUUACAGAACGGCAUUUUGUUCCAUCAUAUAAAAACCGAACGUGGAGAUCCAUAUCU